Molecule: messenger RNA, 1305 nt
Organism: Klebsormidium nitens
Lineage: Eukaryota; Viridiplantae; Streptophyta; Klebsormidiophyceae; Klebsormidiales; Klebsormidiaceae
Source: the annotation of a GenBank genome assembly
AUGGCGCGCGCACUUCUCGCUGUCUCGGGCCUCUCGCGCCCGCUCUCAGUUUCUUGCGGGGGAUAUGAGCUCAUUCCCCCGGGACCGAAAGAGGUGUUCAAGAGCGAGGGGGGAUCCCUCCGACAGUGGGGCCCCUCUACAGCUGUGGAGAAGUGGGCGCGGGUGGGAGUAAAGGAACUGAUUCUGGAGCCCGGGGGAAUGUUGCUGCCCCAGUAUUCGAACGCACAGUCGCUGGGAUACGUGCUGGAAGGGUCUGCGAGAGCGGAGCUGAUCGACCCCGUCGUGCCUACUAGCCUGCGCCGGCUGAAGCAGGGUGACGUGGUCGUCCUCCCAGAGGGCCACGUCUUUGGCCUGCACAACGACGGCAGCGAAAUAUUCAAGAUCUUGGGCGUGGACCGCGGCACGGAGCGCGCGUGUGGCCUGGACAGUCCUACGAACUUCACGCUUUUCGGCAACCGCGACGACAAGUCCGGCGGCGCUUCCAUCCUCAACGGCUUCUCGAAAGACGUCCUCGCGGCCGCGUUCAACGUCGACGAGCCGACGGUCGAACAGCUGCUGCCGUCAGAGAAAGGCGCGUCCAUCAUCAAGCUCGAUAAGAAGAAGCGCGGGCGCGGGCGCGCGCACGGGCCCACGCGCGCGGCUGUCGACUGGCCUCUCGGGGACAUGCGCUUCAACCUGGAGGAGACGCCGCCGGAUAUCGUAAACAAGGGCGGGUCAUACAAAGCUGUGACCGUAUCUAGGCUGCCGUCUCUCGAGAAGGUCGACAUUAGCGCCGCAUAUGCGACGCUGAAGCCGGACGCAAUCUUCGCCCCGAGCCGGUACUUUCCCGCGCACCGCGUCACUUACUUCACCCGGGGCAAAGGGCGUAUUCAGGUCGCGGCGCCCGGUGGAACGAAUGCGCUAGACCAGGAAGUUUCUGCCGGGCAGCUGGUGGUCAUCCCCAAGAACUUCCCGUUCAUCACAAUGGCCGCCCGAGACUCGCCGCUCGAGUGGGUGGACUUAUACAUGGCCUGCUCUUCUCUGUGCUUCUGCUUCGUGGCCGGGAAUGAUUCGGUGUACAAGGCACUCCCCUUCGACUGGUUGGUGACGGGCUUCAACGCGGACCCUGAGAUCGAGAAGGUGGUCUUGCGCGCGCGUACCGACGACGCCUUCAUCUCGACCCGUCCCCCAAAGAAAGCUGUCGUCAGCAGCGGCCCGACAAGAGCGGCGAAAAGCACGCGGCCGCAUCUUCUGACGGAGCAUUUGAAGACUUCCUCCGCUAGAUAUCUGGUGGGCCGUUGGGACGCGCCGGAAGGGAACAUGUAG